AUGUUGAGAGCGGGCUCGAGAAGGUAUCUCUCAAAAUUCCAAAGCGCGGAUUCAAAGCUCGAUGAGUAUUAUAAGUACUUUGCCACGCAGGCGUCUCUGAGACCAUGGAUCUAUAGGCCAAAGAACGCGAACACCCUUCUAGCCAUGGACCUGAAGGAUUCAGAGUCGGAUGCGCCUUUGAAGCCAAGAGCUCCAGUCCGGCCGCUGAGCAAGCAAGUUCUCAACACCUACAUCUGGUCCGCCCAAGAAGCAUCACAAUUGCUAAGUCUGUUGAGGAAGUGGACGUCAUUGACCACCAGGAAGCGUGGUGUUUGGGACUACUUUACGGCAGAACACAUACAAAACAUACUUUUUGCGUCCACCUUUAAACUUGGGAAGCUAUCAUCAUUUUUGCAGCACCUUUACAUGUGGAAGCCCCUGUUUGCGGAGGCAGGAAACGACCGUGUUUUUGAUGUUGAACACUUCUUCAACUCUCUGGUCACCUGUCAAUUGCACAGAAAUGCGGUGCGUGAGCUUGGUGAUGCCAAUGUGGCUGAAAAGAAGCUGCUCAAUGCCUGGCAUCAGGUAUCCGUCAAGGAAAACAAAACAGGUCUAACGUCGUACUUAGUAUCAGCAUUAGCUAAGCAACAAGGCUUUCCAGAAGUUAAACUGCCUGGUCUUGCUGAUGCGGAUGUUCUUUUGCCCCACAUUGAUUUGGGCGCUACUAAGAGUGGUAAAAUUGCGGCAUUCGCAAGUAAGCACAGGUUUCUUUACUUAAUGGCACGGACCAUAGACGAAUACGGUACUCCUUCUGAGCCAAUUUCCAGCUUCAUUCAAAACUACCAAGCUGCCCAGAAGAGUCUAGGCCAAAAUGACGUUUAUCAGGAAUAUGUCGUCAUUGCAAGACGAUUAAACUCUGAGCCUCAUGCUCCAACUGUGACUGCUCCACAUCCUGCCGAUGAUCAAUAG
Messenger RNA from Lachancea thermotolerans CBS 6340, 948 nucleotides. It is a transcript of the gene MRP13, whose product is annotated as mitochondrial 37S ribosomal protein mS44 MRP13. The transcript has a single exon. The record is from RefSeq and is a predicted model, not a curated record. Bases 1 to 948 code for a protein of 315 amino acids. NCBI's taxonomy places the organism in Eukaryota, Fungi, Ascomycota, Saccharomycetes, Saccharomycetales, Saccharomycetaceae.